Molecule: messenger RNA, 1302 nt
Organism: Pyrenophora tritici-repentis Pt-1C-BFP
Lineage: Eukaryota; Fungi; Ascomycota; Dothideomycetes; Pleosporales; Pleosporaceae
Product: Tymo-45kd-70kd domain containing protein
Molecular function (GO): FAD binding
Source: RefSeq, a predicted model, not a curated record
AUGACGUCAACAAAACCUCUUAAUAUCCUCAUCUCUGGAUCCGGUAUCUGUGGCCCUUCUUGUGCCUACUGGCUACACUGCUUUCUUCCUAUGGCUCAAAUUACCAUUAUCGAACGCUCGCCUGUACCACGACUCGGUGGACAAGCUGUCGACCUUCGCUCAGCAUGCAUACCAAUUGUGAAAAAGAUGGGGUUGCUAGACAAGGUUUUGGAGAAGAAUACAACAGAGAUGGGCAUGGAAUUUGUGUAUCUCGAUACUAAGCGUAAAGCGUUGUUCCCAAAGACAGGCGAAGAGGAGAGACAGAGUGCAACAUCCGAGUACGAAAUCCUCCGCGGCGACAUCGCUGAAAUUUUCUUCAACGCCACAAAGUCCCUCCGUAAUGUAACCUACAUCUUCGACGAAAUGAUAACUUCAAUCACCCAAGUCGACACUCCCGGCAGCUCCACGACCGCAGAAGUGACCUUCAAAAACAGCCAUCUACCUCCUUCAACCUACGACCUCGUCAUCGGCGCAGACGGCCAGAUGUCACGAACCCGGCGUCUUGUCUUCGGCCACGGACCCAAAAAUGACGAUUACUUGCACAGACUAGGCCAAUACUCCGCUCUCUUCACUAUGCCCCGCGACCCCAUCGACAACGAAUACGCACAAUGGUACAACGCCCCCGGUGGUCGUUUGUUCCUCCUGCGACCUGACCCCUACGGUACCCAGCGCGCCUACCUCUCCGUGACGGAUAAAAACCUCUCUCGCUUCGAUGAGAUUGACGGUUUACUACGCACGGGCACCAGAGAACAGCAGCAAGCAUGGUUCGAACGUGAAUUCCAAGGUGCGGGGUACCAGACCGAUCGGUGUCUUGCAGCCAUGAAGAAAGCAGAUGACUUCUACAUGCAGCAGAUAGCGCAAGUACGGAUGCCACAGUGGAGCAAAGGCUGCUGCGUUGUCGUCGGUGAUGCAGCGUAUUGUCCCAGUCCCAUCUCCGGCGUCGGCACCGCAGCGGCGAUUGUAGGAUCUUAUGUUCUCGCUGGUGAGGUGGCAAAGUCGCUACAUGAUAUUCCUGCUGCACUGAGGGAGUACGAACGCGUCACAAGGGGUUUUGUGGAUAAGGCGCAGAAGCUUGUUCCGGGUGCGCCGCAGAUUGCGAAUCCGCAGUCGGUGUGGGGGAUCAAGGUGCUGAAUGCUGUUACGGGUGUGCUGGCGAGCAGGUUUGUGCAGGGGUUGAGUGGGUUGGUGGGGAGGUUGUUUCCCGCGUUUGGGAGUACGACGGCGUGGUGUCCACCGGAUUAUGAGGGGGUGAAGGGUGUUUGA